AUGCACCCCCAAUAUCUCCUUCUCCCUAGCCCUUAUCAUCAUCGUCCCCAAUCCCCUAAAACCCUAACCCUAACCCUAAUUCCCGUUUUGCUCCCGCACUCCAACCAUGCCCGCGGCGCCCUCGCUGAUCCCCCUCGUCGACGUCUCCGCCGAGGCAGCGGAGGAGAUGGGGAUGGGGAUGAGGGAGGAGGAGGAGGAGGAGCCAUUGCUGUCGCCGAGCGCAGAUCGGUUCUCGAUGUUCCCGAUCCGGUUCCCGGGCAUCUGGGAGUUCUACAAGAAGGCCGUGGCGUCGUUCUGGACCGCCGAGGAGGUGGACCUCUCCGGCGACCUCCGGCACUGGGAGCUUGCGCUCUCCGGCGACGACCGGCGGUUCGUCUCCCACGUGCUCGCCUUCUUCGCCGCCUCCGACGGCAUCGUCCUCGAGAACCUCGCCUCCCGCUUCAUGGCCGAGGUCCAGGUCGCCGAGGCCCGCGCCUUCUACGGCUUCCAGAUCGCGAUCGAGAACAUCCACUCGGAGAUGUACUCCCUCCUCCUCGAGACCUACAUCCGCGACCCCCUCGAGAAGGACCGCCUCUUCCGCGCCGUCGACACCGUCCCCUGCGUCGCCCGCAAGGCCGCGUGGGCGCUGCGCUGGAUCCAGUCCCCCGACGCCUCCUUCGCCGAGCGCCUCGUCGCCUUCGCCUGCGUCGAGGGCGUCUUCUUCUCCGGCUCCUUCUGCGCCAUCUUCUGGCUCAAGAAGCGCGGCCUCAUGCCCGGCCUCACCUUCUCCAACGAGCUCAUCUCCCGCGACGAGGGCCUCCACUGCGACUUCGCCUGCCUCCUCUACUCCCUCCUCCGCCGCCGCCUCCCCGAGCCCCGCGUCCGCGCCAUCGUCCGCGACGCCGUCGACAUCGAGCGCGAGUUCGUCUGCGACGCCCUCCCCGUCGCCCUCGUCGGCAUGAACGGCCGCCUCAUGAGCCAGUACAUCGAGUUCGUCGCCGACCGCCUCCUCGCCGCCCUCGGCUGCGCCAAGAUGUACGCCGUCGCCAACCCCUUCGACUGGAUGGAGCUCAUCUCCCUCCAGGGCAAGACCAACUUCUUCGAGAAGCGCGUCGGCGAGUACCAGAAGGCCUCCGUCAUGGCCAGCCUCAACGGCCUCGCCGGCGCCGCCGACAACCACGUCUUCAAAAUCGACGAGGAUUUCUAAAGGUGCCGUUUUUAUAUUUUAUUACCUUCUUUUAGCAAUCUUUUUAGCUAAUGUGAUAUGAUAUGUUGAGGUUGGUAUUAUUGGUGGGAUCCGAUAUUAAUAUUAUGUAUAUGUGUUUAACUUUCAAGUGUUUGACGAUUCGCAUGAAUGAGUUGGUUUUAAUGGUGUUUGUGGAAAUGCCCAAGAGACAAAAAGAAGGUUGCUGCA
Messenger RNA from Ananas comosus (pineapple), 1393 nucleotides. Its product is annotated as ribonucleoside-diphosphate reductase small chain B-like. Bases 107 to 1186 code for a protein of 359 amino acids. Gene Ontology annotation, biological process: deoxyribonucleotide biosynthetic process. The record is from RefSeq and is a predicted model, not a curated record. The transcript has a single exon. Gene Ontology annotation, molecular function: oxidoreductase activity. Lineage: Eukaryota; Viridiplantae; Streptophyta; Magnoliopsida; Poales; Bromeliaceae.